AGCAUCCCUAUGCCCUACUCACUCUGAAGAGAACAGCAUCUGAUGCGAGGACUCUGGACGGGUGGUGUUUGCAGUUUGAAUCCUUUGGGAAGGGAGCAAUCACAGACAACGUCGUUUUCAUAAUUUGCUGGCGUCCCCUUCCCACAGUAUCCUUUAAGGACGCAAAAACGCCGUUUGACAUCCCCCGAAACUAAGAUGAGAGCAGGAAAAAGGUUACGCAAUCACUGGGCUAUUUAUACGGCUGCAUGUUUUUGUGAUGAGAGGACGUGAAGAGACAGAAGAUUAGGACGUUUCCUCUAAAAUGAGUCAACAAGAGAAGAGAGAGGAGGACACUGCCUCUAAAAUAAGCUGUGAUCAACCCACAAAGAGUCAGCCCUCUGCCUUCAGUGAAGCAGAAAUGACCUCUGAACCCAACAUCACAAGGAGGAGGAGGCAGAGAUCUCCAGAACCCAGCAGUGUGUCUCUGAAGAGUGACACAUCCAUGAAAAAACCCCCUAUAUUCAGUGAUUCAGCAGUGACCUCUGACUCUCUGGGCAAAAUGCAUGACACAGAUGCAAUCAGCUCAUCUUCUACAUCCCACUCUCAGACCCACAUCAGAGAUGAAAGAACUGAAGCAGACCUACAGAAACACACACUGGAGACUGGAGACUUGCAGAGAGUCAAGGACCAGCACAAAACCAGCAUGAAGAACAAGUAUGAGAGAUUGUUUGAGGGAACCAAACUCCAAGAGAAUCAAACCUUCCUGAACAGGAUCUUCACACAGCUCUACAUCAUAGAGGGAGAGAGUGAAGGAGUGGAUAAAGAACAUGAGGUUUUACAGAUGGAGAAAACAGCCAGAACAAAACACUCACAAGACACCGCAAUUGACUGCAAUAACAUCUUUAAAGUCUCAGCUGAACCAGGAUGUGAGGAGAAAGAGCAGAUCAAGACUGUUCUUACUAAAGGCAUUGCUGGAAUCGGAAAAAACCGUCUCUGUGCAGAAGUUCAUUCUGGACUGGGCCGAGGGAAAAGACCUGAUUGA
Molecule: messenger RNA, 1021 nt
Organism: Cyprinus carpio (common carp)
Lineage: Eukaryota; Metazoa; Chordata; Actinopteri; Cypriniformes; Cyprinidae
Exons: 5
Coding region: 302-1021 (239 amino acids)
Molecular function (GO): protein binding
Source: RefSeq, a predicted model, not a curated record